Actinia tenebrosa (Australian red waratah sea anemone) is the source of this 1865-nucleotide messenger RNA. RefSeq lists its product as uncharacterized. Lineage: Eukaryota; Metazoa; Cnidaria; Anthozoa; Actiniaria; Actiniidae. The record is from RefSeq and is a predicted model, not a curated record. Gene Ontology annotation, cellular component: membrane.
AACCUCAUGAAAAAAUCCUUAAAUUUUGGCGAUAUUAAGAUUGAAUUCUGCACUUUUUUCUACUUUGAACUAGGAAUAGAAUAAUACUUCUAUCUCAAUCGAGAUUUUUGUAUUUUGAGCYGCUUUUUUAUCAUAAAAAGCCAUAGCGUGAAACGAAUCGAAAUUACUCUUGUAAGGAUUUGAAGUAACUCUAGUUUCACUGGAACGACUGCAGAAGAUAAUUGUCAGACUAACUCGUUUGCUUUUACGCUAACAAGAAAUAAUUCAGAAGACAUGGGGAAACGAAACGCUCACAAUCCUGACAGCGCACGGUCACACGACGACAGGAUAGUAUAUCUGAACAUGGAUUAUUUGCUCUCGUGUCCAGCUGUUUUCAAGAUCCUUGAAUGUAUUUUUUUGAUCGCUGCUAUGGCCUGCAUGGUCCAGUACGAGGCUCACUGGGUGGGGUACCCGGCUAAAGUGAUUUUCUUCUAUAUCGUCGUAUGUGUGUCAUGGAUUCUCUGCUUGUCUUUCUUCAUCAUGUUGCUUUGCACGUGUGACAAGAGAAUGCCUGACUAUGAUUGGAGCCUUUGUAUCGUAUUCACCAGUACCCUUAUCGCUAUUUUCGUCUUUGCGUCCGCUGGACUGAUGGCGGAUGAGGCUCGCAGGCACCAGAAUCUAGGCUGGAAAGAUGUUUUAUCGACGAAGAUUAAUUUCCAUCUUGAUCAUCUUGUCGCUGCCGUAGUGUUGGCAUUUAUUGCAGCUCUGAUAUUCAUUAUCGACGCCAUCGUCCACCUCAUCAGAUUCUUCCAAGAGAGAAAGCGUCGCCGACAGUACAAAGCCAGAACAGGACAAUACUAAUAAUAUCCUUGCCCUCCCCUCCCCCCUUACUAAACCUCCAUGUCCCUGGCUUAUUCAACCAACUUAUAGACGACCCCCAUGCAUGUGACAUCACAGGAGCUCAAUUUGGAGGACAAAACAAAAGAGUUUCAUUCUCCUGAGAAUUGGAAACCUAUUGUUAUGUACUCGAAAUUAAGCAGCAUUCCGACGUGCUGCAAAUUGUCUAUUCCUUAUUUGUCACGUCACGUGACUAUGUUGCUACGUCAACAUCGUAUUCACGUGAUCUCUGACACAGGUAGACCAACAGAUGAAUAAAAAUUCUUAGAAUUCUCAACGAGCAUAACGAAACUAGUUGAUAGGACCUUUUCCAAAAAUCGUUGUCCACAGCAGAAAACAAGAAGCAAGAAGCUGGCGCCCACUAAAAUAAAUGUUGAAUAGUCCCUUUUCUCAUUCCGUAAAUACCGCUGUGUUUUAAGACUGAAGACUCAUCUCCGCAGGCUUAGCCUCAUUUAAGAGUAAAUUUUUUGCAAAUGUCAACUCUAAUGUAAAGAAUGUGCAGCUUGAACAAUACCAAUGUUUUGAAAUCCCACAGACUUUUAAUGGUAUCUGUGAAUAGCUGACUUAUAAACCAGGCAAGACCUGUGCAAAUGAGUCUGUAGUCUUCAAAAACAGCGGUAUGCAUUGAAUGUGAAAACUAGUGUAUUAUCUUGCAGUUAAAUUGGUCCCGACAACGAUUUUUACUAUAAUAAGCGUAUGUUUUACUUUUUAGCAGAGUAGAUUAGAGUUUUGAACAAUAAAUGUAUAGCAUAUUUUUUAAGAUGCAAGUGCUUAAAGUUAUGUAUAUUUAUUCGUUGUAACGAUUUAUUUUUAGCUGUCACGUGCUUAGAUUUAUGAUAGAUUAUAACUAAUUGAUAUCGAUAGGAAUAACGAUAGUUAUAUAAAUAUAAAAGAUAAGAAAACAAGGCGUUCGAAACACAAAAACACGCUGCAUACUGAACACAAUUUUUUCUAGAAAAACCGUAAUAAAAAUCAUUUCAGAAUUAAAA